GAGUUCAGUGCUGCAGGUGUUCCAGGGACAGCUUGGCUGCAUUCUGCCUUCCAUGGGAACCUUAAUUUCCCCACCAUCCCCAAAGACCAAGGCCUUGCUCAGCUCCUGACUCCUCCUUUCCUGCCUGCAGCACAAUCUGACUGCUCUUCUGUCCUGUCUGUUUAGCAUGCAGGCCUUCCUGGUCAGACUUUUGGGCAUCCUGUACUUGUCUUCAGGGUUAUUGGUAAUGACUCAACCCCAAGGAGACCAUUUCAGCAGUUUUGGCCAAGCCUCCCUGACUCCCUCCCUCAUAAAGACACGCCAUGAGGGUCUGAGAGCUGAGGGCUCCCUGUUCAUGCUGGAGGGCUUCCCUUUCUUGAUCAUAGCAGGAACCAUCCACUAUUUCCGGGUGCCCAGAGUGUACUGGCGGGACAGCCUGCUGAAGCUGCAGGCUGGUGGCUUCAACACUGUCACCAUGUAUAUUCCCUGGAAUCUUCAUGAACCGAAAAGAAACCAAUAUUAUUUUACACAAAACUUGGAUUUGCAGGUUUUUAUAACGAUGGCUUCACAGGUGGGGCUGUGGGUCAUUCUGUGUCCGGGCCCCUACAUCGGUAGCGACUUAGACCUCGGAGGCCUGCCUAGUUGGUUACUCCAGGAUCCAAACAUGAAGCUGAGAACAACUUACAAGGGCUUCACUAAAGCAAUGAAUAACUAUUUUGAUAAGCUGAUUCCUAGGAUAAAAUCACUCCAGUUCAAAAAUGGAGGCCCCAUCAUCGCUGUGCAGAUCGAGAAUGAAUAUGGUUCAUAUAAUAUGGAUAAAAGAUACUUGCGGUAUGUUCAAAAGGCCCUGGUGAAGAGAGGGAUUGAAGUGCUGUUCAUGACUGCAGAUGGUGGACAAGAGCUGUCAAAUGGCCACUUGAAAAAUGUGCUUUCCACUCUCCACAUGAAGGAUAUAAGUAAAAAAACCUAUGAAUCACUCUAUUCAAUUCAGGGCCGUAGCCCCAUAUUGAUGAUGGUGUACACAGCCAGCUCUCCAGAUGUGUGGGGACUGCCUCGGCAUAUUCCAGACUCACACAUGUUAAUGAAAGACUUACAAGAAAUGCUAGGCCUUCAGUUCUCUGUCAACUUCUACAUGUUCCAUGGUGGUACCAACUUUGGCUUUAUGGGUGGAGCUAAAUUUUCAGAUUCCUUUUUCCCUGUGGUCACCAGCUAUGACUAUGGGGGACUGCUGAAAGAGAAUGGAGAUUAUACACCGGAGUAUUUCACAUUUCAAGAGUUUUUUAGCUCUUAUCUAGGGCUCCCCAAGACCGAACUACCAGAAUCUCAGCCUAAGGUUGCAUAUAAGUCACUGACUGUAACACACUUCAUAUCACUGUGGGACAUCAUACCCUACCUGGAGGAGGUAAACAUGUUCUCGCCAUUCCGGUCAGUCAAGCCAGUCACCAUGGAGAACCUGAAUGUGAACGGUGGGAGAGGUCAGUCCUAUGGCUAUAUACUUUAUGAGACUGUCAUCUUCAAUGGAGGCUUCCUGACCUCAAGGAAUCAUGUUCAAGAUCGGGGUCAGGUAUUUUUGGAUAAGAAGUUUAUGGGCAUCCUGGAUCACACCAACAAUCAAGUGACUAUUCCCAGGAAAAAUGGCUACAAGGACUACAUGACAUUGAGUAUCCUGGUGGAGAAUCAAGGCAGACUCUCCUCAGGGAAGAACAUCAAUAAGGAGAGAAAAGGUUUAACUGGGGAUAUCUAUCUUAACAACUCUCCAUUAAGAAAAUUUAAAAUUUUCAGCCUGGAGAUGAGUGUUAAGUUCAUGAAAAGGGGCAUUCCUAACAUCUGGAAACCAGUCAACUACCAACCUGAUAUUCAGGGCCCCGCCUUCUUCCUCGCUUUCAUGACUGUUUUUAAUCACCCCAAAGACACCUUCAUAAAGCUAGAGGACUGGACAAAAGGAGUAGUAUUCAUCAAUAGUAACAAUCUGGGGCGCUACUGGAAUAAAGGUCCCCAGGAGACCCUCUACCUGCCAGCACCCUGGCUUCGACCUGGAACAAAUGAGGUCAUCCUGUUUGAGGAACUUAAACCUGGUCAACAGAUUCAGUUCACCGAUAAGCCUGAGCUUGGUGUGAUAGCCUGAAGGGUAAUUUGUAACACCUGGCACGAGCAUUCUGGAUCUUCCUGGUUGAAAUAGACAUGAAGAAGACACAAUGUGUGCCACCCCCCAGGCCCCAAACCUUUCCUCACUGCCCUCGUAUGAGAGCCAGUGUUUGUCUUAAUACCUGUCGCAGCUCCAUUGGUCACCCCCUCGGUGGGAUGACCUCCUCUAACAGCGUUAAGAAGCUUCUUGCCUUUUCUGAGCCUUAUCACAUUUCCCUACUGCUCUUUCUCCUCCUGGCAUGUUAGAUGAUUCUCAGGCUUUGUUUCCAGGCCCCUUUCUCAGGUUGCCAUGGCAGGGGAGCAUGGCCUGGCCACCGCAGGUGAAACAUUGCAGGCUUUCUGUGUCUGCUCGUAGCAGGAUCCAGGGCCUGUGCCUCACCGCCCUUAAACUCCUGCUGUUGGUAGCAGGAUCCAGAUAUCCUGUUGGAGAAUCACCCAUGCUCUGGGGGAAGUGUUUGUGGCACUAGCUCUCCAGCUCUCUUUCCUGCCUGCCUGCAGCUCUCCUGCCCUCCCAGACUGCGAAUGUGACAUAUAAUCCACCAGUCUCUUUCUUUUCCAGGUUAUUGAAUCUUGAAUUGUGUGACAUAAAGUAGGAAUGGAUUGAGUUGGGUCAUUCCAGCACUGGGUCCUUGUGUGCUAGCAGUCCUGACACUCUGAUUGCUGGGAUGCCCCUGACUUCUCUGUUCACCUCAAGUCCUGAUUUGGGUCUACUUCCUACCCAGUAUAUGGCAUAAGGUAGCUAACCUGUUUCUGAUGCUCACAACAAAAUAUGCCUCCUCAGUGCAUACUCUGUCGUAUUACAAUAAAAGCUGUUUCAUCACCAAAUAGAAUGUUGAAAAAUAAAUGAGAUCCUCAUAAUACUUCAACCCACAAAUGUACAUCGGAAGCAUAAGUGGUUUUCCAAUAAAUCAAAUAAAAUAUAAAAGUUAAUG
Molecule: messenger RNA, 3056 nt
Organism: Talpa occidentalis (Iberian mole)
Lineage: Eukaryota; Metazoa; Chordata; Mammalia; Eulipotyphla; Talpidae
Product: beta-galactosidase-1-like protein 2
Exons: 19
Coding region: 167-2104 (645 amino acids)
Biological process (GO): carbohydrate metabolic process
Cellular component (GO): vacuole
Molecular function (GO): beta-galactosidase activity
Source: RefSeq, a predicted model, not a curated record